Molecule: messenger RNA, 585 nt
Organism: Schistocerca americana (American grasshopper)
Lineage: Eukaryota; Metazoa; Arthropoda; Insecta; Orthoptera; Acrididae
Product: muscarinic acetylcholine receptor DM1-like
Exons: 1
Coding region: 1-585 (194 amino acids)
Biological process (GO): G protein-coupled receptor signaling pathway, coupled to cyclic nucleotide second messenger; chemical synaptic transmission; adenylate cyclase-inhibiting G protein-coupled acetylcholine receptor signaling pathway
Cellular component (GO): dendrite; plasma membrane; synapse
Molecular function (GO): G protein-coupled acetylcholine receptor activity; G protein-coupled serotonin receptor activity
Source: RefSeq, a predicted model, not a curated record
AUGAACGACACGGACGUGGUGGUCAACGGCACGGUGGCGCCCCCGGCGACGGAGGUGUCGGGCCGGUACUCCAUCCCGGAGAUGGUGCUCAUCGCCAUCGUCGCCGGCUUCCUCAGCCUCGUCACCGUCGUCGGGAACUCCAUGGUGAUGAUCUCGUUCAAGAUCGACAAGCAGCUGCAGACCAUCAGCAACUACUUCCUGUUCUCGCUGGCAGUGGCCGACCUGGCCAUCGGGCUCAUCUCGAUGCCGCUGUUCACCGUGUCGACGAUCCUGGGCUACUGGCCGCUCGGGCCGCACAUCUGCGACACGUGGCUGGCGCUCGACUACCUGGCCAGCAACGCGUCCGUGCUCAACCUGCUCAUCAUCUCCUUUGACCGCUACUUCUCCGUUACGCGGCCGCUCACCUACAGGGCCAAGCGCACCACCAACAGGGCUGCCAUCAUGAUCGGUGAGUUCACUCCCGGAGCAGUCCUGCUCGCACGUUGCUUCUCCUACUGUAGUGUCCAUCGAGCUACUUCACACUUCGGCAUCGACCAGUUACUGCUGGUAGUACUAUUGCUACCAGGUAAAUACCCUCCGACGUAA